Dendrobium catenatum is the source of this 1110-nucleotide messenger RNA. RefSeq lists its product as uncharacterized. NCBI's taxonomy places the organism in Eukaryota, Viridiplantae, Streptophyta, Magnoliopsida, Asparagales, Orchidaceae. Bases 1 to 1110 code for a protein of 369 amino acids. The transcript has a single exon. The record is from RefSeq and is a predicted model, not a curated record.
AUGGCACAUGGGAAAGGAGGUCACUCCAUUCAAAGAGGAAGACCUUAUCCUGAGGAGUUUGAUUUAGUGCAGUACCCUAAAGGUUUUGUUGCCCCUUCCUUCGAACUCUUUGAUGGUGUGGGAAACCCACAUCAGCAUUUAGCUCACUUCAGAGCUGGGAGUUGUAAUGUGGGUGGCAGUGAUGCUCUUCUUUUCAGGCAGUUUGUAAGUAGCCUUUUUGGUGUAGCUUUUGACUGGUAUGCUGAGUUACUAAAUGGCUCAGUGAAGACUUUUAUAGAGUUGGAGUUCUUGUUUGUGAAGAGAUUUGCUGGAGCCCAACAUCACAUUAUAGUGGGAGACCUUGUAGUGGAGAGGCAGAAGCCAAAUGAGGGGUUGGUGGAUUACAUUCUUAGGUGGAGGAACCUUAGCCUAAAAUAUGAACCACAACUCCAAGAACAGCAUGUCAUAGAAAUCUUACUAAGAAAUAUUCAUGGUCCAAUAGCACUCAUCCUUAAGGGCUUCACUAUUUGGACCUUUGAAAAAUUGCUUAGUAAGGCAUCUAGCCUUCAGUCUGAAGCAUCUCAGUUGUCCUUCCUUAGAGAUAACAGUAAUGGUGGCAAGGCUAAGAAAUUCAAGCAGAAAAUAAUUGAAAGAAAAGACAAUGUGUCAGUAUUAUCUUUUCAAAAGGAAAAGCAGAUUCAGAUUACUGAGCAACAGCAACCUACAAAGAUUACUGAACAACAACCCAAAAAAGAUAAGGAGAGGGUAGUCAAAAAGCCUGAUCCUAGGGGAUUGACAGAAAAGAUCAACAAACAAUAUUCUUUUAGGAGAGAUACUACAAAGAAAAUCUUCAAGUCCUUGAUCCAAGAUGACAAUUUCCAACUCCCAAAACCCAAAAGACCAAUAGAAGUUGAUAAGAGUAAUGAUCCAAACUAUUGCCCUUAUCAUAAGAUGUUGGGUCAUGUUUUGGAGGAUUGUUAUGUCUUUAAAGAUUGGGUUCAAAAUGAGUACAAGUCUGGUAGGAUGAGUAUUCAUAAUGAAUACUUAGCAAACCCAUCACAAGGGUUUGCUAAGGUUAUUCAUGUGGAGGUCAUCCCUACCAAGGGCAAAAAACAGAGUCAACCACUAUAG